CUCAAAAUAGGUGCCCGUGCCUUAGUUCAAGGCAAAGUGGGUAGUAUUCGAUUUGUAGGCACAACGAGUUUCCAAACAGGUAAAUGGAUUGGUAUCGAAUUAGACGAACCUCAGGGCAAAAAUAGCGGUGUAGUCCAAGGCAAACGCUAUUUUGACUGUAAAGCCAAUCAUGGUGUCUUUGUCAGACCGAGUCAAGUGAAGCUA
Molecule: messenger RNA, 204 nt
Organism: Gilbertella persicaria
Lineage: Eukaryota; Fungi; Mucoromycota; Mucoromycetes; Mucorales; Choanephoraceae
Product: CAP Gly-rich domain-containing protein
Exons: 1
Source: RefSeq, a predicted model, not a curated record